Molecule: messenger RNA, 961 nt
Organism: Hippocampus comes (tiger tail seahorse)
Lineage: Eukaryota; Metazoa; Chordata; Actinopteri; Syngnathiformes; Syngnathidae
Exons: 4
Coding region: 272-955 (227 amino acids)
Source: RefSeq, a predicted model, not a curated record
UUUUAUGAAGUUUACUGUCUUGGUCAAAAAUGUUUUUUUUUUUUUUUUUUCCCCCCUCACCCAAUAUGAGGAAGCCCAAUUGCAUGUCUAACCCCCCACCUUCCCUUUGCAGGUUAUUCACCAAUGUCCUUCGCUGUUCUACAAACGUGAAUAUUAUUGUGGAAGCCUGAAUCGUUUCACGAAUGCACAUUUUCAGCCCUUUCUGCUCCAAACACAGCCCAAAGUACAUCUUUAUUCGUCCACUUGCGUGCUGCGAGAGGCAACAAGAUCCAUGAGGAGAGUUGUGAAGUCGCUAUUUGGGACAGGAUGCGCCAGCGAAUUAGAGCAGCAUGAAGACGAGAACCGGACAAAAGCAGUCUGCGUGGUUUGGAGGGUGGAAGAGGAGCCCGAUGAAUUGGAAGAGCGUGCGGAGAGCUCACAUGGAGCUGAAUGGGAUGAGAACAAGGAGCGGUUCCACAAACGAAGCAAGCGGCGCACCGAUGAGGAUCAUCCGUCCACGGGCUGCCUGAAAAUGCCCAACAGGAGGGGCCAGAGUAUCGAGUUUUGCGUUGCGCCUCGUGGUCGGGGGGGUUGUCAAUAUCUGAUGGGAACGGUGGCAGUGGCGGGCGGUGCGUUUGGAGCCGGCGGGGGAACCCGUGUCUUUGUGGGCACUCGGGUGCUCUUUGGCAAGGCGUGUUGGAGAUGGUCAGCUAGUUGUUUGGCUUGUCUGGAUCCAGAGCAACUUUGUGGCGUUUGUCAGUUGGGAAGCUGCUUUGUAGGCGACAGUGUAGGCAGGGUUGGAGGAAGGGCUCUCUCACACCAUCAAGGAAAAACAUUUUGUCUGUGUUUCAGGGUCGCGCAGGCACCGGACCGCAUGAGGGGGGUCGCAAGAGGAUCUCGGACCAGGUUGUGCGCGGUGGACAAAGCGUCAAACUGUCAAGUAUGCGAAGCCAACAAACGUAGUUUGCUGAAUUGAGGUUUU